Messenger RNA from Pleurotus ostreatus (oyster mushroom), 228 nucleotides. RefSeq lists its product as uncharacterized. Gene Ontology annotation, cellular component: cytoplasm. NCBI's taxonomy places the organism in Eukaryota, Fungi, Basidiomycota, Agaricomycetes, Agaricales, Pleurotaceae. The transcript is spliced from 2 exons. The coding region runs from base 1 to 228 and encodes 75 amino acids. The record is from RefSeq and is a predicted model, not a curated record.
AUGGCCAUCAUUGGCAGAGUACUCGGGCUGGCCUUUGAUGCAGUUCUGGUCUCGACAGUCCUUGCAGGCGUUCGGCGAACGAGUGGCUUUGCGCCUGAUUCCAAUCUGAUAUCUGACACAACAAUGCGCUCGGUUGCGGAACGAUUUCUGGGCGUAGGAGAAUCUGUUUUCGAUGUUGUGCAGGCUACCGCUGUGAACAGCGCUUACUUUAGAAGGAGUUCGACAUGA